Messenger RNA from Cuscuta epithymum, 2009 nucleotides. NCBI's taxonomy places the organism in Eukaryota, Viridiplantae, Streptophyta, Magnoliopsida, Solanales, Convolvulaceae. The record is from the annotation of a GenBank genome assembly.
CAACAACUGACUACUGAAUCUGGGAUUCCCGCCAAAAGUAAAAUUGAAUGGAUGUUCAUAAUACUCCGGGUGAAUUAUAUAGAAAGGGGAUUUUCGAAAUCUACGGAUUCUCCGGGUGAAUUCAGAGUUCAGAAGGGCAGUCUUCGAGCUCCGCUCUGCUUCGCCGUCUUUUCUCUUUCUCUGGAUUCUAGGGUUUCUGUUUCGAGGCUGGGUUUGCCCAUUUUCGUAUCAUCGCCGGCAGCAUGUUGUCCACUUCGACGGCGAAAGUCGCCGCACCUAACCCGUCCUCUCAUCUUUCUCCCCAUACUCCUCCUGCUACCACUACUUGCGCCACUCUCCUCCGAGAAUUGCAGGAAAUAUGGGAUGAAAUAGGGGAAAGUGAAAAUGAGAGGGACAAGAUGCUUCUUCAGCUUGAACAGGAAUGCCUUGACAUUUACCGAACUAAGGUGGAAAAAACUAGGAAAUAUAAAGCUGACUUGCACCAGUCUUUAGCAGACUCUGAGGCUGAAAUUGCUACAGUAGCUUCUGCUCUAGGGCAACGUGUUCCAUUGUAUGAAAAUAAGGGAAAUAUAAAGGAGAAAAUUUCCAACAUACAUCCUGUAUUAGAGAACUUGAGGUUAAAGAAACAAGAAAGGAUGCAAGAGUUUCUGGACACAGAAAUGCAGAUUGCACAGAUCUCUGCAGAGAUAGCCGGAAAUGACCAAGUUCUUAGUGCUGCUAAGAUUCAAGUUAAUGAACUGGAUUUGACAAUGAAGAAAUUGCAAGAACUAAAAUUGCGCCUUCAGGAUCUUCAGUCAGAAAAGAGGCUUCGUUUGCAACAAGUUAAUGGCUACACAAGUACAAUUCAUGAUUUUUCAGUUGUCAUGUCACUUGAGUUUGAGACUAUAUUAAGUGAUAUUCAUCCAAGUUUACUCGGUGGGCUAAAUGCUCAACCAAAAAGCAUAAGCAAUGAGACUCUUGCCAGGUUAACCGGUGAAGUUACUUCACUAAGGCAAAUGAAGCAACAAAGGUUAAAGAAGCUUCAAGAUCUGGGUAGCACUCUAUUGGAGCUUUGGAACCUUAUGGACACACCCAUUGAGGAGCAACAGAAAUUUAACCAUGUCAUUUGUUUGAUUUCUUCCUCUGCGGAUGAGGUGAUGAAUCAAGGAUCCCUUGCCAUUGAAGUUAUUGAGCUGGCUGAAGUUGAAGUUGAGCGUUUAACUGCCCUAAAAUCUAGCAAGUUGAAAGAGCUGAUCCUUAAGAGGCAAAAUGAGCUCGAGGAAAUCUACAAGAGUGUUCAUGUGGAUGUAGACAGUGAAACAGCUAACCAAAUACUAACAAGGCUUAUGGAAUCUAGUGAUCUGACUGACCUCCUCUCAAGUAUGGAUCGUCAGAUUGCUAAAGCUAAAGAGCAAGCUCUGAGCAGGAGAGAUAUCCUGGAUAAGUUGGAGAAAUGGAAGCACGCAUCACAAGAGGAAAAUUGGCUUGAUGAAUAUGAAAAGGAUGAAAACCGCUACAGUGCUGGGAGAGGGGCUCACAUUAAUCUGAAACGUGCAGAGAAGGCCCGAGCCCUUGUGAGCAAGAUACCAUCCCUAGUAGAAAACUUGAUAGGGAAAAUAAAAGCUUGGGAGGUAGAGAAUGAAAUGCCAUUUUUAUAUGACAAGGCCCCCUUGCUCCGUACAUUAGAGGAGUAUACAAUAUUGCGGCAGGAGAAACUGGAAGAAAAGCGCAAAAACCGGGAACAAAAACGACUCCAAGAGCAGUUUGUUGCUGAACAUGAAGCUCUCUACGGUUCAAAGUCCACAGGAAAGAAGCCUCUGGGUCAGAACACAAGUGCUAACAUGUGCACACCAAGUCGCCGUGGACCAGUAUCUGCUCGGCAUGUAGUGCCCUCUGCUGUUAAGGAAAGGAGAGAUUGUGUCAAAGCUGCUGCUGUCAUUCCUAUAAACUAUGUAGCUCUUUCAAAAGAUGAUCACAUGUGUAGGGAGAACUGAUGAAGUUUUUAGCUUGAAAGUGGUAGUACAUCUGCA